Molecule: messenger RNA, 8075 nt
Organism: Bacillus rossius redtenbacheri
Lineage: Eukaryota; Metazoa; Arthropoda; Insecta; Phasmatodea; Bacillidae
Gene: Pdi
Product: protein disulfide-isomerase
Exons: 9
Coding region: 146-1645 (499 amino acids)
Biological process (GO): protein folding; response to endoplasmic reticulum stress
Cellular component (GO): endoplasmic reticulum
Molecular function (GO): protein disulfide isomerase activity
Source: RefSeq, a predicted model, not a curated record
GUGGCCAAUGGGGGUUCAACACGAGUCGACGUAGCCACGUUUCAGAUCAUUGAAAUUUUUGUGUUUUUGUUAGCAGCAGUUCUCACUCCUCACUUGCUAGUAGUACAUCUCCUGGUUGUCAGACUGUACUCAUUUUUUUGUAAACAUGAAGUAUGUAUUAUAUAUAUUUUUUACAUUAUUAGGUGCUGUUAUAAGCGAUGAAGAAAUUAAAAGUGAUCAAGGUGUGUUAGUGUUGACAAGUAAAAAUUUCAAGACUGCCAUUUCGAAUAAUGAACAUGUCCUCGUAGAAUUCUAUGCGCCGUGGUGCGGGCACUGCAAGGCGCUAGAGCCGCAGUUCGCCAAGGCGGCCCAGAGCCUGGUGGACGCCGGCUCCGCCAUCAAGCUGGCCAAGGUGGAUGCCACGGAGGAGACGGAUCUGGCGGAGGAGCACGCCGUCCGGGGCUACCCCACCCUCAAGUUCUUCCGCGGCGGCCAGCCCAUCGACUACAGCGGCGGUCGCACGGCUGAUGAGAUCGUCAACUGGUUGGUGAAGAAGACCGGGCCCCCGGCGAAGGAGCUCAACUCCGCUGACGAGUCCAAGGAGUUCAUAAAGUCGUCGAAGGUGGUCGUUGUGGGCUUCUUCAAGGACCCAGCCUCGGACUUUGCCAAGAGCUUCCUGGCGGUGGCGGGAUCGGUGGACGACUACCCGUUCGCCAUCACUUCCUCGGACGCGGUCUUCAAGGAGCACGGUGUGGAGGGGGAGCGGGUCGUGCUCUUCAAGGAGUUUGACGACAAGCGCGCGGACUUGGAGAAGGAGCAGUCGGAGAAGGACAUCAAGGCAUUUGUGCUGUCGCAAUCUCUGCCCCUGGUCGUGGAGUUCAACCACGAGACGGCUCAGAAGAUAUUCGGUGGCGAGAUCAAGAGCCACCUGCUGCUCUUCCUCUCUCAGAAGGAGGGGCACUUCGACACACUGCUCGAGAACGCGCGAAGCGUCGCCAAGGAGUUCCGCGAGCAGGUGCUGUUUGUGUCCAUCAACACGGACGAAGAGGACCACCAGCGCAUCCUCGAGUUCUUCGGCAUGAAGAAGGAGGAGGUGCCGGCCAUGCGGCUGAUCCGGCUCGAGGAGGACAUGGCCAAGUACAAGCCUGAUGACGCCGAGAUCUCGGCCGACAAUGUCCGCUCCUUCGUGCACACCUUCCUCAAGGGCAAGCUCAAGCAACACCUGCUGUCCCAAGACUUGCCACAGGACUGGGAUGCGAAGCCAGUGAAAGUGUUGGUGUCGACCAACUUCGACCAGGUGGUGAACGACCCGAAGAAGGAUGUGCUGGUGGAAUUCUAUGCACCGUGGUGCGGCCACUGCAAGCAGCUAGCCCCCAUCUACGACCAGCUGGGGGAGGCGUACAAGGACAACGAGAGUGUGCUUGUUGCCAAGAUGGACGCUACAGCCAAUGAGCUGGAGCACACAAAGAUAACCAGCUUUCCCACCAUCAAGCUGUACACAAAAGAAAAUAAGGUGAUAGAGUACAGCGGGGAGCGCACGCUCGAGGGGCUGUCCAAGUUCCUGGAGACAGGAGGAGAGUACGGUCAGGCGCCCCCAGAGGAGGUGAGUUCUGUGCUGUGCUGUGCUGUGCUGGCUCACACUUACUGGUACACAUAUCCAUUGUGAGCAGGGUGUCCACAUUCUGGGAAGUCAGAGAAGUUUGAGUUGUUUGGGAAAGUAUUUGAAAUGCUUGAAAAGUAGCCUUGUACAAAUAUUCAAAUUAACGAAUACAAAUACAAAGAAUAAACUAUUUGUAUUCAAUUUGACCUCGAAUAACAAUAGUUUGAAAUAACGAAUAUUCGUUUGCUUAUGAAUACUUGGCAUAGUAUACCUCAUGAGUUUGUCAUAUACCAACGUUCACUGGUGAGAUUGUCAUUUGUGCGGUAUAUAAAUACCCGUUUUUAUGUUUAAUGGGACUUCAUAAUCAAAAACAUGGACAGUAAGCGAUGUUUUAAACAUGCAAGAAGUAUUAAGGUUUUUUUUUUCUGCUAAUGUCACUAAACAGUAAUGAAAUAAAUCAAACUACUCAAAACAUCAAAAUUUGUUAUUUCAAACUUAAAAACUAAUUCUUAUUUGUAUCUUUUUUGUCACACGUACCAAAGUGGGAAAAAAUCAAAAUAAAAAAUUAACAACUGUGGACUAAAACACCACAAAACACGGACACUUCAUUGAUAUGGGAAUGAAAAUAAGUAAUCAUCAUAGUUUCAACAGCGUAUAAAUUGAUAGUCACAAUCAAUCUAGCAUCAUGUGAUUCAGAAGUAGCUUACCUGCUGUACGUAUCUAUUACGAAACAGACGUUGUGACUCUAAAAGUAUAUAAAUAAACGUAAAUAAUGGUUUAAGAUGCAAGAUAAAAUUAGCAAAAAUUGUGGUUAUAAUAUUGCUGAAUUAAAAUUCAAUUUACCUAGCUGCCAUUAACAACAAAAACUCGUGAAUAGGGAUGGGGCGAAUCCUGAUUUCCUCGAAUCCGAAUCCUAACUCAAAUCCUCGACUGGAAUUGCCGAAUCUCGAACCCAAACCCGAAUCUUUUAACAGAUGAUGUUCACAUAUCUAAUGUAAGUGAGAUGUAUUCUGCUUGCACUAAAAGUCCCUUGACUUUAUCACAUGUAGUUUGGUACAUUUCUGGUAUAAGUGUAUAUAAAGACAAACAUUUUUUCUUGAGAAAUUUCCGUUUUAGUACAGAUUAGCGGUUAGGAUUUUUUCUAUAAAUAAGCUAGAGGUCUGCGAGCCUAAGAAUUUUACUUCGAGCCGAGCUCGAGCAUUUGUGGUACAGUUACACUUUUGGUAAAUUAUUUUUAUCUUAAACUUAGUAUAAUGUUUGAAUAAAGUAUUAAAAUGAAGUGGGCUUAUUAAUUUUGGGUAACUAUUUACAGUGUGUGUUUACAUUUUGCACUGCUAGAAAAAAAAUAUUUUUUUCCAUUGAAUCUUACCUGUUUCCAUUGGUUCAUUAGUAACUGAUAUCAUCCAACUAACAUAACCAAGUAUAUGUUUGUGUAAAUGUAACACAUCUUUGGAAUAAUUUCAUCCUUGUCAAUUUUUCUGGAGUCCUUACUGAGCUUCAACAAACUUAGCACCAAAAAUCAUGUUGAUUGAGAAGUACAUUCACAUUGUUUCAACAUUUCCACUUUUCAGCACAAUAAUUCUGAGAGAUUGUCACAGAGUAUUAAAUUAUGUUCUUUAAUCUAUCAUGCAGAACAAUAAUUUGUUCUGCACGUUCAGGAGUUAAAUUAGCUCUACGAUUGAAGAUAGUGUUUCCAGCAGAAGAGAAGCUUCUCUCGCUGGCAACCUGCUUGGCUGGAAUGCUUUAGUAAAAUUGCUUAACCUCAAAAUUAGUGUCAUAAAUAUCUGUAACUGGUCAUUAAAGUUUAAUCAAUUGAAAGUAAUAAAAAUAAAAGCAUUUUACUUCAUUCAAUUUACACUUGCAAAAAAAACACACACACAUUAACCUACAUGGAAAUUAAAGUCUUUUUCAAUAUCCUGAAGUCUGAAAUAUGUUUACUCAUGUCAUUAAAUGUAGAGCUGUAUUGAAGAAGCCGAUUUUGCCAAUAUUUAGUUGAAUCGGCAUUUCUGCCGACUUCCGAUACAGUACGCUUGUUAAUUUUCGGCAAAUAUUACUGAAAAACGAAAGAGACUGCCAUAACCUAAAAAUCCACGAGUACCAUUUUCACUUUUCGUAGUAAUACUGCAUUCUUUCACAUCACAUUAUUUCUUAGCAAAAUGUGCCAACCAUACAUAUCAAAGUUUAACAUCCUUUUUUUUUUUUCAACAAUGUUCUUUAAUUUAAUAUGUCAUAAAUAAAUAAUACAUUACUAUCACGGUAAAUAUACAUCUCGGUUGUUACGGUAACUAUUGUGCAAAUAUGGUAGCUAUCAUGCUUCUGUAGUAAUUAUGGUAUUCUACAAAGAAUAUUGUUCUUAUUAUGGUAAUUAUCUUAAAAUAUAUAUUGGGUUUGUACUGUAGUUAUGGUACAUCAUCCAUAUUUCUUCGUAUGUUGUUGUUCAUUUGUCUUUUCUUCAUAUUUACGUGCGCCAUUACUUGAGACAGGAAGUUUCAGAAAAAAUUUUAACGAUCUUUAUCACACACAUUUAAUGGCGUAAAUGAUGAGACCUCAGCAAUUUAAACGCUUUAUAAGGAAAAACCUACUAUGCGGGACCUCGUAAGCAAGUUUUACUGUAUUUUUUUUCCGUAAAUAGUAAAAAACCGAAUCCUUUGACGAAUCCUAUAUCAGACCCGCCGAAUCUUCGAAUCCCUAGGAUUCGGCGGAUUCGGCGGAUAUUGGAUUCGGUCGCCCCAUCCCUACUCGUGAAUAACUAGAGUUUAAAUAUGUAAAUAUAAACUCAAUCAAUCACUAAUUUGGAAAUACGAAAUUUAAAAAAAAUAUUCACAUUUUUCGUAAAAUAGAUUGCAACACUAAAACAAAAUGCAAGCCAGAACAAAUGCAAACUAUUGUUGUAGUACACACCACGAAAGAGCGCGGGCCAUCGAUUGUAGUUAACUCGGCACUCGACAGAGAGCGCGCGUUGCAUGCAAUCAGUGAGAUAUUGAUAUUUAACUACUUGUGCACACUCUAUACGGGGAGCAACAUAACCAAACAUGAAUGAUGCCUACUAGCGCUGGCUACAUUUUUAUAAGCGGUACAUCGCAGCGACGCAGACGAACAACGUUAAAAAAUGUCUUUAAAAGAAAGUUUAUACAUCAGAUAAUUUUGUAUUUCCAUUAAUUAAAUAAGUAAGUGGUAAAUCCAAAUAAAUAUUAGAUUUCUACUUUCAAAUACAUCGUUUUAUGCGGAAAAAAUACCUACACAAAGCGUUCUGAAUCUAAUAGCGGGACCAACAACUAGGCCUGUGCGAAGCUUCGCAAAUGUGAAUCGAUUCAAAUACAUUUUAAAGUUUCGCAGGUUUAGAAUAAUUCCACUACCGACUAAUAGCGUGCGCGAGUAGACAAUCGAUCCUUACUUUGGAACAAUCGAUAUUGCCUCUUGACACAAUGGUCUGCGCUUGUUAAGUUUUUAAAAACCACGAAAAGAUACUGGUAAUUAGCGGACCGGAGAUUGUGACUGAUUUAAACUCAGAAAAUACGCCCAAAAGAAGAAAGAGUGAAGUAUGGCAUUAUUUCACAAAAGGGAAUGACGACGUUGUGAAAUGCAACUCCAGUAAUGUGAAACUAAAAACGCUAUGAGGUAAAUUACUUUGCGACGCUAAAUUUGUUUGAAAUAAAAAUGGUGCCAUCUAUGUAUGCCCAUUUACUGUGCAAACCAAAAGUUUAUUAAUUCAAACUUGACGGAAAUAUACAGUUUUAAUUACUGUAACCUAAAUGUCCCGUUUUAGUUACUCCAACCUACAGUCAAACCUCUCUGAAAAACCCCUCUCGGUUCCCAGGAAUACGGUCGUAAUAGAUGUUUUCCGAAAUUUUAAUUUGAUUUCAACACCCCCCCCCCCCCCCCCUCCCAAACCGCUACUCGCUACUCGCUAAGACCCAAACCGCUACUCGCUAAGAAACCAGCCGUACAAUGGCAGGAUGCUGUGUCACUCACAAUUCUAGACGGCUUUGCUUUAAACCCACUUCAACCUUCAUGACAAGUCCGUCGCCCUACAGGCCACCUCUAAAGAAAAUAUGUCAAUAGACAGUUUAUUUUUACUGGUUAGUUUACAUGUACGUUUUCUGCUUGCCGUAGUUAAAUACACUAGAACCCCGAUUUCACGAACCCUGGAUUUAACGAAGCAGUGAUUUUACGAAUACAUUCUCGAGAAUCGUCAAAAAAUUGGACAUUUUGACCAAAAUGUGAAAAUCAGAAGAAAAAAAAAUAAAAAAAAAACGAAAUGAAAGAUCAUUAAAAUCUGUUCAUUUUAACACACAGCGUAUUUUUGUGUUGGCUUUAAUACUUCCAAUAAUGUUCAUGUAAGAAUAACAAAAAAUUAAUGGGAUAUUUCCUUUAAAAAUACGGCACCAGUAGCUUGUGCAACGUAAAUGGGAGCGCUGGAAUAUCGUCUAGACAGGCUGGCGGCAGCACAGGCGGCGGAUGCAUGACGUCAUACGGCUUACCUCUCCUUCCCUUGGCCAGACUUCAAGGUUCAUCCCUCCCAGGCAUGCAAACCAUCGUGUCUCUCUCCCCCUCCUCACUCAACGUCCUUUGGCAUGUGAAACUGUCAACAUCCUUCCUCCCCUUCCCCAAACUGCGUGCAACGAAAGCAAGGUUUGUUAUAGUCCAUUUCUGGUAAAAUGAAAAAUUUUUAAGAGCCCCCGCGACAGCCAUUUACCGUUAAUUGUUUGGAUACAAUUUGUUUGUUAGUUACACAACAUUAUUUCUGCUGGAAAAUCACUGAAACUUCAAAAUUUCUUUAAUGGAAAAAUUUAGCAGGGCCGUAAAAGUAUUCAUUUUUGCCGCAAAUGAACUAUACUUGCCCUUCCUGCCAGACAACAUUCUCGGCGCGUGACGCAUGGCAACUACAGUCGUGUGCUGCGCACAGCUACGAAAAACCUACGCGAUUUCCAAACUAUACUAUAUAUCCGACUGGAGUCUGUUUACGAAAAGCAUUUAAGAAUUUGUUAAUGCCCAACUGGUUCUAUUAAGAUAAAAUGGCUAAAAGGCAUGUUUUCGAAGUUUUAGGUGUAAAAAACCCGUUACAAAUUUCUUGAAAGUAUCAGAGGGAAAUGCAUUACACCUUUAUCUUUAUUUUUCCGCCAUAUAAUUUUACGGUCACCGCUCAAAUUUCACAGUUAUCUGACGGGAACGAGAUGACUGCGCGCCAGUUCAGAGCCUUGCACUUAGAGGUUUUACCGCGCUAAAACUACCAUUGAGCGUCGCUCUUAUCAUCCCGCUUCACUAACACAUGCUGACCAGACGGCACCCUAAAGCUGAUUAGAGGAAGCAUGUAGAAAUGCAAGGCAGGAAAUUUUUCCAGCUUAUCAACCAGGACCCGGGCAAGUCUUGACUAUCAAGCUUUUCACAUUAAAAUAUAAGAGACUUGUAUUGUGUAAUUUCGGUGUUAUUUAGCGGUUUUUCUUAAAAAUUGCUUUUUUCGCAUUUUUCAUAUAAAUUCGCGGAAAAUUUCGCGAUUUUGCGAUUCACCAUAUAAUCGUGGCCCUAGUUAUUACUCGCGCGAGAGGCGAGACGUGGAAUGUUAGAAGAAAGAUAAAUGCGGGGAAGACAGACGGCAGCCAGUGUGUUUCCUGCGCGGGGAAUAAGUGGCGUAGCCUUUUUUUUUUAUGCUGGGUGAAGCGACCUUUUUCUAUCAACCCACGGGAAAAGAUAAUUGCUUGAGCUGUCAAAAUAAACAUCGCUGCGGCAGUUAAAACAAGUCGAGGCGGGUGUGCAUCCAGUCGGUCGCUGUGUAUUGUCAACCGAUAAUAAUCAAAAUCAAGAGAAAUCCAGCAGGUAGCUUUGCCUUAACUACCACACUAGACACUCGCAAAAAGCUAAACGUAAACACGUUGCCACAAAAACCUUUAUCUGCACCCUGCCGGCAAAGGGACGUGGAAUUGGGGUUGUUAAGCGCUGAAAGCGGUCGACAGAAAGCACUCGGCAAGAGAAACGCAGUAACACGCUACUCACCACAAGAAACUUAUUUUCUGUCAGAUUUUCUUCGGAUUUUCGGCAAUAUUUCACGGUUCCUUGAAAUCGGGUUGUAAUAGAGAGGUGGUCGCAAUAAUGGGGUCGCAACAAAAAGGUUUUACUGUAACUUUACUUUCAGUAGCAAUAUGUGGUUUUGUGAAUAGUCAGUAUAUUGAAUCGAUUACUAAUUUUAAUAAAAUUACCUACCAAUAUGUAACUUGCAUUUUGUUUUCACUUGUUUAACUACAUAUGUGUAGUUAAAAAAAUUUUUAGAGUAACAAAGUUCAAUAUUUAAAAUUACAGCAGAAAAAAUUAUUUACUAUUCGAUUUGGCUUCGCAAUUCGCUUCGCAUGAAAAAACUGGUAUUUGCACAGGCCUAUCAACAUCAUGCAACGUUUAUGUGAGAGGUUAUUUUAUCCAAAUUUUGACGCCCUAAAAUAUCGGUGCAACGAUUAUGCGAUAAAACAGGGUAUUUGCAAAUACAAAUAUCAAAUUUGAACAGUAA